AUGCUUAAGGCGGGGACGCUGCUGGGCGCCUGUGCCCGGUCGUGGAAGUCGGUGCGGAUGGCCAGCUCCAGGGUGGCGCGCCGGGACCUGCUCGCGAAUAAGGUGGCUCUAGUAACGGCCUCCACCGACGGGAUCGGCUUUGCCAUCGCUCGGCGUCUGGCCCAGGAUGGGGCCCACGUGGUGGUCAGCAGCCGGAAGCAGCAGAACGUGGACCGGGCAGUGGCAGCGCUGCAGGGGGAGGGGCUGAGCGUGACCGGCACUGUGUGCCACGUGGGGAAGGCUGAGGACCGGGAGCGGCUGGUGACCACGGCUGUGAAGCUUCAUGGGGGCAUUGACAUCCUGGUCUCCAACGCUGCCGUCAACCCUUUCUUUGGAAACCUAUUGGAUGCCACCGAGGAGGUGUGGGACAAGAGACCUAGAAACCAAAGUGCCAAAUGCUCUUCAAUUCUGGACAUUAAUGUGAAGUCCGCAGUCCUGUUGACAAAGGCAGUGGUGCCAGAGAUGGAGAAACGAGGAGGCGGCUCAGUGGUGAUUGUGGCCUCCAUAGCAGCCUACACUCCGUUUCCUGGCCUGGGUCCUUACAAUGUUAGUAAAACAGCCUUGCUGGGCCUCAGCAAGAACCUGGCCAUAGAGCUGGCCCAAAGGAACAUUAGGGUGAACUGCCUGGCGCCCGGAAUCAUCAAGACUAACUUCAGCGGAGUGUUUUGGAUGGACGAGGCAAGAGAGGAGAGCAUAAAAGAAGCCCUACGGAUAAGAAGGAUAGGCAAGCCAGAAGAAUGUGCAGGCAUUGUGUCUUUCCUGUGCUCUGAAGAUGCCAGCUACAUCACUGGGGAAACAGUGACAGUGGCUGGAGGGGCCCCAUCCCACCUCUGAGCACCUGGAGAGAGCCUACCAGGGCAGAGACUGGGCUCCAACUCCUACUCCAGUUCCAGCACUCAUCCACUGGCCUUUCCCACCUCUGCCUAUCAUACCUUUACCCCGCCCCCCAAAAAUCAGUUCUGCCCUGUGACAAGACCCAGCCUUCCCUGUUGUCCUUUGGUCUUAUGAGGAUUCCCACUGUUGCUGUAGCCUUAAGAUAAAGAUUUCCCCUGAGGACACAGAGAAGGCCUGCUGAGAAAGAAGGCUGAGUCUACCUUGGCAAAGACUAACAUAUAUAUGUUUUAUUUUUUUCUGGGCAUCUGGGCAAUUUGAAGGAGGUGAGAGAAAAGGAACCUGGAGUUGAAGGAGGGGCUGGGAAAGUUGAAGAUUAAUUUGCAAAUGGGGUGCAAAUAAAAUGCAGAUGAUCGUGUUGCUUUGA
Miniopterus natalensis is the source of this 1297-nucleotide messenger RNA. Lineage: Eukaryota; Metazoa; Chordata; Mammalia; Chiroptera; Miniopteridae. The record is from RefSeq and is a predicted model, not a curated record.